GUUGCAGAACCACCACACACGCACAUAGCAAAGAAGAAGCAGAAGAAGAAGAACCCAAAAGGAAGAACAAAAAAAAAAAAUUGAAUAAAGAAGAAGAAAGGUUUGAGAUUUAGCUGCAGGGGAGGUGGUGGAACAAAACCCUAAUCCCAAUUUGCCCCGAAUAUGCCAUUUUUGAGGAUUGUGAGACUUCUCCUACCUGGAAUCAGGGUCUUGAUUAGAAGAUCUCUAAUUUGGUUAUUGUAGAUGCAUCUCCGUGAAAUUAUUCCCUCUUGGAUCUACCAGUUGUUUGGUUGCAUGGGAGGUUGUUUUGGAUGCUGCAAUAAACCACCGCUUAUAGUUGCAGUGGAUGAGCCAUCUAAAGGGUUAAGGAUUCAAGGUCGUUUAGUGAAGAAGCCAAGUGUAUCAGACGACUUUUGGAGCACAAGCACCUGCGAGAUGGAUAACAGUACACUUCAGUCACAGAGAAGCAUUUCUUCGAUCAGCUUCACUAACAACACUUCUGCAAGUACAAGUAACCCCACAGAAUUUGUAAACAAUGGAUUGAACCUCUGGAACCAAACUAGGCAACAGUGGCUUGCAAAUGGGACUUCUCAAAAGAAGGCCAAACUUCGAGAACCUACAAUAAGCUGGAAUGCAACAUAUGAGAGCUUGUUGGGUAUGAACAAGAGGUUUUCUCGUCCAAUACCUCUCCCUGAAAUGGUGGAUUUUCUUGUGGAUGUAUGGGAGCAAGAAGGCUUGUAUGACUGAUUUUACAACUCUUGAAACUUAACUAGUUUCUUAAUUAUGUGUGUAUUCAAAAGAAAAAGAAAAUCCAGAAACUUGGAUUUAUAGACUUAUUUAGUUUCCAUGAAAGUAAAAAAAAAACAAAAUAUAUAUUUUUACUUUCAAAGGCACAAAAAACGAUUUAAGACCUUUGUUUUUUGGUUUUGGUCUUUGUGUAAUAGUCAAUUUGUUAACACUCGGAAUUGUAUUAUUAUUGACCAAGUGGGUUUUGGUUUCA
Capsella rubella is the source of this 1000-nucleotide messenger RNA. RefSeq lists its product as uncharacterized. The record is from RefSeq and is a predicted model, not a curated record. The coding region runs from base 244 to 747 and encodes 167 amino acids. Lineage: Eukaryota; Viridiplantae; Streptophyta; Magnoliopsida; Brassicales; Brassicaceae. The transcript is spliced from 6 exons.